Closterium sp. Naga37s-1 is the source of this 564-nucleotide messenger RNA. Lineage: Eukaryota; Viridiplantae; Streptophyta; Zygnematophyceae; Desmidiales; Closteriaceae. The record is from the annotation of a GenBank genome assembly.
AUGAGGCAACAUGUGGCAGAGGCACGCAUGUGGCGUGUGGCAGUGGCACACGUGUGGCGUGUGGCAGUGGCACGCGUGCCAGGAGGGGCGCGUGAUUCGAGGACGACGGGGGAAACAACCACGUGCUGCCAGCCCACCCUGCUGUGGGGUGGGCCCACCCUGCUGUGGGGUGGGGCCACCCUGCUGUGGGGUGGGGCCACCCUGCUGUGGGGUGGGGCCACCCUGCUGUGGGGUGGGGCCGCCCGCCCUCCUCACCUCACCCACUCACCACCUCUCUCGUGUUCUUGCCACACACGCGCCGCACUUGCCUGCCUGCAUGCCUCCGCUUGUCCCGCGCUCUCUGCGCUUUCGCCUGCACGCGCAUGCUCGUGCUGUUGGGCAUGUGAGAGCAGCGGAGGGAGUGCAAGCAGGGGUGCAGGGGUUGGCAGCAGGGGCGGGGAGGGAGGGCGAGUUGAGGCAGGUGGUGAGUGGCGGCGGGGGAAUAUUGACCCAAGGUUCUGUCCGCUGCGAGUGGCGUUCUCUGCUGAGGAGGGUGGAUUGGGGGGAGUGCGCAUGGGGCAGUGA